Molecule: messenger RNA, 612 nt
Organism: Exophiala viscosa
Lineage: Eukaryota; Fungi; Ascomycota; Eurotiomycetes; Chaetothyriales; Herpotrichiellaceae
Exons: 5
Source: RefSeq, a predicted model, not a curated record
AAAGAUGUAACCGGAUCAUUGAAACGAAUCUCAUUGAGUGAGCCUACGGGCAUGCAAAGCAUUCUUAUGCACGCUUUUCCGGGCACAAGGAUACCGAUUCCGCACCUCGAGCAGCCUGUUACCUCGACUCAGCUUCACAUCCCCAGAGUUUCAUUCCUUGAGGAGCAGACGGUACAGACCGCAUCAACUCUCUUCCAGGCACAGCCUCAGUAUUCAUUCGAAUCAUGGGAAGAUUGUGUCAAGUUCCAAGAGGCAUUACUCGGGCAGACAGUGGUCUUCACCGCCGGCAUUGCAGAAGCCAAAUCCAAAGGUCGAGGCGAAGAAUGCAUCAGCCAAAAUCUGCGCAUUUUACGGGCAAAGAACGGACGACAGGUCAUACUAUUCUUCACAAACUCUCAGCGAAAGGAGAAGAAGAAAUACAUCACGAUUCCUCUUGACUGCAUUGAUCACAUCGAACAAAGCAAGAAAUCUGGACGACCGCUUGCGCUUACAUUACGGCCGAAUUUCGAACUGCUUUCACAGCUUAGAACGCUGCAUAUUCUUUUCCUCGACGAAAAUGACCAAAAAAGAUUCUUCGGCCUCCUGUGUCAUGGGGUAGGCUAUCAAGGUUAA